This is a messenger RNA of Lampris incognitus (smalleye Pacific opah), 395 nucleotides long. Its product is annotated as DLA class II histocompatibility antigen, DR-1 beta chain-like. Bases 54 to 395 code for a protein of 113 amino acids. Gene Ontology annotation, biological process: immunoglobulin production involved in immunoglobulin-mediated immune response; peptide antigen assembly with MHC class II protein complex; antigen processing and presentation of exogenous peptide antigen via MHC class II. The record is from RefSeq and is a predicted model, not a curated record. Gene Ontology annotation, cellular component: MHC class II protein complex. NCBI's taxonomy places the organism in Eukaryota, Metazoa, Chordata, Actinopteri, Lampriformes, Lampridae. Gene Ontology annotation, molecular function: MHC class II protein complex binding. The transcript is spliced from 4 exons.
AGCCCAGUGUGAGACUGACUUCAGUGACGCCCCCUAGUGGCCGACAUCCGGCCAUGCUGAUGUGCAGUGUCUACAACUUCUACCCCAAAUACAUCAGUGUCACCUGGCUGAGAGACGGACAGCCGGUGACCUCUGACGUCACUUCCACCGAUGAGCUGGCAAAUGGUGAUUGGUACUACCAGAUCCACUCCUACCUGGAGUACACGCCCAGGUCUGGAGAGAAGAUCACCUGCAUGGUGGAACACGCCAGUUUCCCCUCUCCUAAGAAAGUGGACUGGAAUCCCUCCAUGUCACAAUCAGACAGAAACAAGAUCGCCAGCGGAGCGUCAGGUCUGCUUCUGGGUUUGAUUUUGUCUUUGGCAGGUCUGAUCUACUAUACGUGGAUCCUGAAGUAG